This is a messenger RNA of Malaya genurostris, 765 nucleotides long. RefSeq lists its product as uncharacterized. The transcript is spliced from 2 exons. The record is from RefSeq and is a predicted model, not a curated record. NCBI's taxonomy places the organism in Eukaryota, Metazoa, Arthropoda, Insecta, Diptera, Culicidae. Bases 202 to 687 code for a protein of 161 amino acids.
UCUGAGCGAAUCGAUGGGUUAAUCGAAGUGUUUACAAUCGCUUGAUUUAGGACUACACAAACAGCAGCAUCCAAUUAGCACCUCAUCAUGUGACGAAUCUUAAUCCGAUGAUCUCUAUUUAGUAAAGGUUGGCAAAAUAUCUGGUGGCAGUUCCGAGAUCGAUCUUCCGCCGAACGCACAUUCGUCCCAGUGAGCGCCAGAAUGUUGCACAAUACCAAAGAAAUCGUGUUCCUGUUGUUGCUGUUGGCUUCCCGGCCCGUGCAUCCACUGGAAUGUUAUCGCUGCAAGAGUACCAUCGGCUGGAGCGCCUGUGCCCAGGCCGCGUUCGUGGAGGAAUGCACCGCGGAGCACUCCUUCAGGGGCAGCUACCAGUGCGUUAGCAAUCGUAUGAACAUGACAAUUUCCACCCUCCACAUUACCAUGCACUCUACCGGGUGUGGUUGGAGCGGCCAAGACGGAGCCAAGGCGCUUUUCCGAAGGCUCACCGCUAAGCACACGCACGCCAACAUCAGUGUCGAAGAAUGGCAAACCUGCAAUCAGGAUCUCUGCAAUGUGGUUGCCAAUUUGACGCGCGAAGAUCCAGUGAUUGUCGUUGCGGUGGCUGAUAGUUCGCUGCGGAUUCAACCCACGCUGGUGAUGCUGGGAGUGUUUGUAAUCGCUGCUGUGCGCAUGGUAAUGAAGCAAUAAAUCGAACCAACAGUGGAACAAUUUUCUCUGUGCGUUUCUUAGUCUACCGAAAGGAGUUUAACAUCCUUCCCCCCCAAG